AUGGCUCUCUCUGGACUACUACUACUCCUCAUCUUCAUCUUCCUUGCUUACAAGCUCUAUCAACGCCUGAGAUUUAAGCUCCCGCCCGGCCCACGUCCGUGGCCAGUCGUCGGAAACCUCUACCACAUAAAGCCCGUGAGGUUCCGGUGCUACGCGGAGUGGGCACAGGUCUACGGGCCCAUUAUUUCAGUGUGGAUUGGAUCCACACCGAACAUCGUAGUGUCGAGCUCAGAAUUGGCAAAGGAGGUGCUCAAAGAGCAUGACCAGAAACUGGCUGAUAGGCACAGGAAUAGAUCAAGCGCCAGGUUUAGCAAGGAUGGGCAGGACCUCAUUUGGGCUGACUAUGGGCCCCACUAUGUUAAGGUCCGGAAGGUGUGCACUCUUGAGCUUUUCUCUGCAAAGAGGAUUGAAGCUCUCAGACCCAUUAGGGAAGAUGAGGUCACUGCUAUGGUUGAGUCCAUUUUCAAACACUGUACCAUUCAUGAAAAAAAUGCGGAAAGUUUGCUAGUGAAGAAGUAUUUGGGAAGAGUGGCAUUCAACAACAUAACAAGGCUAGCAUUCGGAAAGCGUUUUGUUAACUCGGAGGAUGAAAUGGAUGAGCAAGGCCAAGAAUUCAAAGCUGUUGUUUCUAAUGGAGUGAAGAUCGGUGCAUCGCUCUCGAUGGCCGAGCACAUUCCAUGGCUGCGUUGGAUGUUCCCGCUGGAGGAAAAGGCGUUUGCUCAGCAUGGGGCACGAAGAGAUCGACUCACUAGGGCAAUCAUGGAGGAGCACACACAGGCUCGCACCAAGAGUGGCGGUGCCAAGCAGCACUUUGUCGAUGCAUUGCUUACAUUGAAGGACAAGUAUGACCUUAGUGAAGACACUAUUAUCGGACUUCUUUGGGACAUGAUUACUGCGGGCACAGACACCACAGCUAUUUCAGUUGAAUGGGCUAUGGCUGAGUUGAUUAAGAACCCGAGGGUGCAAGAAAAGGCACAAGAGGAGCUAGACCGAGUCAUCGGGUUCGAACGGGUAAUGACCGAAGACGAUUUCUCAAAUCUCCCUUACCUACAAUGUGUAGCAAAGGAAGCGUUGCGGUUGCACCCUCCAACUCCUCUAAUGCUCCCCCACCGAGCUAAUGCCCAUGUCAAGAUCGGUGGCUACGACAUCCCCAAGGGUGCGAGUGUUCAUGUAAAUGUCUGGGCCGUAGCGCGUGAUCCGGCGGUUUGGAAAGACCCGCAUGAGUUCCGACCAGAAAGGUUCCUAGAGGAGGAUGUUGACAUGAAGGGGCAUGAUUUUAGACUACUUCCGUUCGGAGCCGGCAGGCGAGUAUGCCCGGGAGCACAACUUAGUGUGAAUUUGGUGGUGUCCAUGUUGGGGCAUCUAUUGCACCAUUUCAGUUGGGCUCCAGCAGAAGGGAUGAAUACAAAGGAGAUUGACAUGUCGGAAAAUCCAGGGCUUGUGACUUAUAUGAGAACCCCAUUACAAACCGUGCCUACUCCAAGGCUCCCCUCGCAUUUGUACAAACGUGUUGCCGCAGAUAUGUAA
Prunus armeniaca (apricot) is the source of this 1527-nucleotide messenger RNA. The record is from the annotation of a GenBank genome assembly. Lineage: Eukaryota; Viridiplantae; Streptophyta; Magnoliopsida; Rosales; Rosaceae.